GCGCGAAGCUUUUCUUUCCCCCAGAAGUAAACUACCGUCUCAAUUUAUUUUUUAAUAAACUCCCACAGCUUUGAGGCGGCGAGAAGCAGACCGGAGGAGGAGGGGAAUCGGAGAAGAUGGUUGUUCUCGUGGUAGCGACGGCGUCCGACCCGGCGUCCAUCGGCCCCGCCGCCGCGUUCCUGGCUAUGCCUGGCUGGUCCCCCGGCCCGCCCAUCCCGGAGGGGAUGGAGAGCUUUACAAAUGGGAAUGUUAGGUUAUUGAAGCAUGAACGCAGCAUUGUUGCAGAGGAUGAUCUUGACCGUCGGUGGCAGGAAGCCACUGGAGAGGCUGUUUCCGAGGUCAUAUUCCUCAGCAAACACACUGCAGUCUCCAACCGCCCUGCACUCACUGUCCAUCCAAUCGGUGUGCCACAUCUGAGGGAGGAUGAGACCCCCCCUCAAGGUGGGAGGCCUGGAUGGGCAGCGGUGCCAAACCCUCGAAUUGGCCCAUGGUUCCGGUUGAUGCAAAAGGUUGCUGCAGACCAAGGUCUUGUUCCAGAGUUUGAGAUUACACUUGAAGCUACUCACCAUGGACCACUUACCAGUACACCCACGAUGUUUGUUGAGAUAGGAAGUACACAAGAAUACUGGGGUAGACAAGAUGCUGCGCAGGCCAUUGCUCUAGUUCUAUGGAAAGGUCUUGGUCUUGAGGAAGGAAAUGCUGUUGGAACUUGGCUGGGGAGUGGUGAAAAGGUUCUACUAGGUAUCGGUGGUGGUCACUACGCCCCUCGUCAUACGGAUAUUGUCAUCAAAGAUGGUGUCUGGGUGGGUCAUCUCCUGUCUGGUUACUCUUUGCCAAUGGACGCUCCGCCUCAAGUAAAUGGAAAGAGUUCUGGUGAGGUUGGUGGGAUGUGGAAGCAUUCCAUCAAAGUUUCGUAUGAAGCCACGAAGGCAGGAUUUCCUGGUGGUGAAGUUAUAGCACAUCUUGAUCAGAAGAGCUUCAAGGGCUGGCAAAAGAACGCCAUCACGAGCUAUUUGCAGGAGCAAAAUAUCAGGAUAGGAAAACCCAACGAUUUCCUCUGCACAAAAACUUGGCCGUGCCCACAAGGCAAGCCGUCGAAGUGACUUCACCCUCCCUAGGGCUUGGCACAUGCAAAUUGAGUAAAUAUAGAGCACUGUAUUUUGAUAAUCCGAUUUGAAGAUGUAGAGUGGUCCCUCCCCGUUCGUCUUAGAAGGCCUGACUUGUGCCUAUACGAGAGAGGCAUAUCUUAAGGACACGUUUGUCGAGUUUUUUGAAAAAAAAAAGAGGACACGGUUGUCUGCCA
This is a messenger RNA of Triticum urartu, 1303 nucleotides long. It is a transcript of the gene GEK1, whose product is annotated as D-aminoacyl-tRNA deacylase. Gene Ontology annotation, biological process: D-amino acid catabolic process. The record is from RefSeq and is a predicted model, not a curated record. Gene Ontology annotation, molecular function: D-aminoacyl-tRNA deacylase activity. NCBI's taxonomy places the organism in Eukaryota, Viridiplantae, Streptophyta, Magnoliopsida, Poales, Poaceae.